Messenger RNA from Gambusia affinis (western mosquitofish), 1712 nucleotides. RefSeq names its product coiled-coil domain containing 77 (gene ccdc77). Gene Ontology annotation, cellular component: centrosome. NCBI's taxonomy places the organism in Eukaryota, Metazoa, Chordata, Actinopteri, Cyprinodontiformes, Poeciliidae. The record is from RefSeq and is a predicted model, not a curated record. The transcript is spliced from 12 exons. Bases 136 to 1584 code for a protein of 482 amino acids.
AGAUAGGUGGCGCUCCCAACUUCCUCUGCACAGUUAGUCACAAAGAAGCGGAAACACACUGGAUUUAAAAAAGAACUGCGCCGUUGCUCUGAGCAACAACACAGCUCAGAUUCUGGAACCGACGUCUUUACUUAAAUGUUUGGAAGAAUGGGAUCUCCAGCAAAGCAUGGAACCCCUCGCAGAGUCAACAUUCAUUCCCCCAAUAAAAAUUUAGGUUCCCCACUUCCUCCCAUAGAGGAGCGUCUUGCUUACCUGCGUCCUUCCAGGGAGCUGCUGCAGUUCUACAGACAGAAGAUCGCCCAGUAUGAUGGUGAACACGAAGAGCUGUUGCAAAUGCUGGAAAAGUUUAAAAGCAUCGCAGAGGAUCAGCACAAACUCCAGUAUGACGUACAGGAGCGUGAAAAAGAAGUUACACAGCUUCAGAACGCUCUGAGUGACAUGCAGGUCUACCUUUUCCAGGAGAGAGAGCAGUCUCUCCGACUUUAUGCAGAAAAUGACAGACUAAAGAUCAGAGAGUUGGAGGACAGGAAAAAGAUCCAACACCUUCUUGCUCUUGUCGGCCCUGAUGAUGGAGAGAUUACGUACUUUCACCAAGAGCCUCCACACAAGGUCACAAUUACUCAGAGGCUCCCUGAGUCCAUGUUUGAUGAAAAUCUCAGUCUAAGGCCAACUAAACUAAGACCUGCUGCAACAAAAGAGGCUAUCAGGAAAGCAAAAUCUGCUUGUGAUGGUGUAGAGAAGUACAGGAACGACAACCAGACAUUAUUGCUGCAGGUGGAGGCGCUGCAGGCUCAGAUGGAGGAACAGACGCGUCUGGUCAGAGAGCAGAUAGAAGCUCUCCUCGAGGAUCGGAGGAUCAUAACAGAGGAAUCUCAGGCACAGCGACAUAGAGACCAGGAACGCAUUGCUGCACUGAGUGAAAAGCUUCAGCAGACUCAGAACCUGUUGCAUGAAAGCACAAAAGAUUUUUUACAGCAGAAAUUUAGCGCUCGGGCCAGUGAGAAAAGCUGGAUUGCAGAAAAAGAUCGGCUGCUGAGGGAGCUGGAGUCUUGCCACAACCGACUGAGGAGGGCAAAGGCCCGGUUCGACGGUGCUGAACUGACAAGAUCCUGGCAGCCUAGCAGCAGAUCUGAGCUGUCUGAAAAAGAGGAGAAAAAGGCUUUACAAGAUGAUCUGAAACAAGCUCACAAGUUGGCAGAGAUGUUCAGAGAGCAAUGUAUCUCACUGGAGACAGAACUGUCCCAAAUCAGAGAGGAAGGAGAUGUAGGAAGAGAAAUAUUUAAGGAGCGUUCAGACAAGAUGGCCAAGCGCCUCCAGCUCAUGAUUCAGCGCUAUGAGGCUUUGGAGAAGAGAAGGGCCAUGGAGGUGGAGGGCUUUAAGGCAGAUCUAAAACUCCUCAGACAGAAGCUUAAAGAUGUAGAGAAACAGCUCCUCAAGGUCACAUUAAACAUUGGGCCCAACCAGGACCUAGCCAUUCUGCAUGAAGUACGGCAAACUAAUUCAAGGACGAAAAAGGUUCAGAAUGAGCUUAUGGCUCUGAAAGCCAAAAUUUAUGGACUUGAAAACGAACUAAGAAUCAGCUGAAGAACGUUUUCUCGAAUGUUUUCCAUUUCCACUUUUACCGAUUUUUCUAUUGUUUGUUUUUUAUUGACAUGUUGACUACAUUUUUUAAAUCGUUUGUGCUUUGAACCAAUAAAAUUCGUUUACAUCAA